Molecule: messenger RNA, 1266 nt
Organism: Acaulospora morrowiae
Lineage: Eukaryota; Fungi; Glomeromycota; Glomeromycetes; Diversisporales; Acaulosporaceae
Source: the annotation of a GenBank genome assembly
AUGGGCGAGGAACAAUGGGCUAUUUUGUUUGAUCAUAUUCGAGCCGAAGACUACAAAAGAAAUCUCCAAACCUUGAACGAAUACAAUCUAUUCCUUGAAGAAUUGCCAUCUCUAAUAAGAAUAGGAUCCCAAAAUGGACUUUUGCAAUGUUCUAGAUGUCAAAGGAUAUCACAAUCGUCACAGGAGUAUGAUGAUUUGAGAUGUCAUGAGACAAAGUAUUUUCAUGAAAUAGAAAGAGUCACCUCGGUGGCAAAUUUACGAGACACCAGAGUGGACGUUGAGAUGUUGGAAAAAUUAUUCAUUCUAGUUGGUACAGAUUUUGAGUUGUUCCACGAGUCCAUCGCCAAAUUCUUUGAACACUACGAGAUUUACCUCUGUCAACGUUGUGAUAAACUAUCCAACAAACCUGAACAUUCGGGUCACCCUUAUCUCACUUCCUUUAACCACCUCUUGUUUCCCACACACAAGAAUCCAUUGAUACAUAAGAACUCCCUUCUUAUCACAAACCUAGCUCAACUGAAAGGAAUUGAAUUUGACUUGUUGGAAUUCUUUGAUGUCCUAAAGGAUUGCGUGGAUUCCAUGCGGCCAGCUAUGAUAUCCGGAAAAUGGAAUGUUGGCAACCAGGAAAUUUCUCCGGGAAGACGUAAUUUUUAUAACGGAAAUUUUGGAACUUCCGAAUGGGAACAAUAUAUUAAGAUCGAUGAAUUCCACCGAAGCAACGAGUCGCUCGAAAUCUACACCCAAUUUUUGCGCAAUCUACCACAGCGGCUUCACGAUCUAUCCUUGUUCAAAUGCUUAAAUUGCAAUGUUAUUUUCUUGAACGCAAAGAAACUCUUGAUUGGUCCCUGCAAUCAAACGAAUUUGUGGAUUGACAAACGUAACUAUCUCCCAAUAAUGCCUCAUAUACCGAAAAAGAUUGACAUGAUGGAUGUUUUUAUGAAUUCAAAAGUUAGUUUGAAUUGCUUAGGUGAUACUUUUGCCGAGAGGUAUAACGUGUUUCUAAAUGGAGUUCUUGGUUUCUCGUAUUUUGUUAAACAUUGUGAGAUAUUCGUAUGCAUUCGAUGCGGUUCGUUCUCGGCACUAGUGCAGGGCGGAAGCUUGUGCAGAAAACCAUAUCAUGAUCAUGUAUUUCGACGUAUCUUUGAUGUUUAUCAAUUCUAUGAUGAGUUAAUCAAUUUGUUCGACUUUCACUACGUUAUAAAGUCGGCAUUGGACAUCGCCUACCCGGACAAACCAAUUUAUAGAAAGGCAAAUGGAGUGAAGUAG